Alosa sapidissima (American shad) is the source of this 684-nucleotide messenger RNA. RefSeq names its product cilia- and flagella-associated protein 58-like. The record is from RefSeq and is a predicted model, not a curated record. The transcript is spliced from 4 exons. Bases 19 to 684 code for a protein of 221 amino acids. Lineage: Eukaryota; Metazoa; Chordata; Actinopteri; Clupeiformes; Clupeidae. Gene Ontology annotation, cellular component: cytoskeleton.
CAACAGGUGUUGCAGCACAUGGAGGACAUCAAGGUGCGCGAGAUGCAGAUCUUCGAGUACAAGAAGAAGAUAGCUGAAGCGGAGACCAAACUCAAGCAGCAGCAGAACCUCUACGAGGCCGUCCGGUCAGACCGGAACCUCUACAGCAAGAACCUGAUCGAGGCCCAGGAUGAGAUCACAGAGAUGAAGCGGAAGCUGAAGAUCAUGAACCACCAGAUCGACCAGCUGAAGGAGGAGAUCAACGGCAAGGAGGCGGCGCUGGUCAAGGAGCAUCUGGAGUUCCAGCGCGUGGAGAAGGAGAAGGAGGUUCUCAAGGCAGAGCUGCAGAAGCUGAAGCAGCAGGCCCUGGAGACGAAGCAGUUCAUCGAUAACCAGGAGGCCGAGGAGCGCAAGCUGCUCAAGAUCAUAGCCGACGCUGACGCUGAGAGGCUCCGACAGAAAAAAGAAUUAGACCAGGUGAUCAGCGAGCGCGACAUCCUGGGCACGCAGCUGGUGCGGCGCAACGACGAGCUGGCGCUGCUCUACGAGAAGAUCAAGAUCCAGCAGUCCAUCCUGAGCAAGGGCGAGCUGCAGUACAGCCAGCGCGUGGAGGACCUGCGCCUGCUUAAGAUGGAGAUCAAGAGGCUGCGCCGCGAGAAGGGCAUCCUCAACAAGACCGUCGCCAACGUCGACGACCUCAGGUAG